AUGAAGUUCUCUACGUUUUUGACCCUCUCAUUGCUCGUUAUUCCUGCCGCGUGUGGGAUUUCCGAGUCCCAUCGAAGACAUAGUGCACGCGUCAAACAGCGUCCUCGCCUCCAGUAUAGCGAGGCCCACAAUACCCACGACACUAAUGGUCCGCCAUCGGUUGCGUCGGAGCGAUCACACUCGAGUACAAGUCUCGCCUCGAGCUUCGCGGCAGAUACCGGCAUCAAUGUCGCAGGGCUCUACACAGCUGCACAAAACUCCCGCAGCAAAACGCUUGCUAGCUAUCCAACCACCCCUCAGCGGAAGACCUACAGCAACAUAUAUGGCGACUGGCUGAAUCUGACGGGUAGUGUUUCCGCAUUCCAUUUCAUCGCCGACAUGGAUGUAGACUGCGAUGGGCCCAAGGCGAACUGCAAGGGUAACCGAGACGGCCAAUCGGAGACGUCUUUUGGCGCACUCGAUGCGACCAAAGUGCCGUACUUUGUCCUUCCAGAGAGAUUCACCAAGGACUACAAGAGUCUGCUCAUGCACAACGCCCUUGGAGCGAUCAUCUGCAACGGGAAGAUGUUCUAUGGCAUCUAUGGUGAUCAAGAUGCGGAUAGUCCUCAGGUUAUCGGAGAAGCUUCAAUCCUCAUUGCCCAGACAUGCUUCGGGAACACCGUCGACGGAAAUAAUGCACAUUCUCAGGCUGAUGUUGCCUAUAUUGUGUUUGGUAUGCAGGUACCGAAAGGUGUGCAGAAGAGCAGCAUCGACCUCGCUGCCCUCAAGUCUUUGGGUGAUUCGCAGGCGCUUUUGCUGCAAAAAGCGCUUGGGCUCUGA
This is a messenger RNA of Mycena indigotica, 819 nucleotides long. Its product is annotated as Endo-chitosanase. Bases 1 to 819 code for a protein of 272 amino acids. The record is from RefSeq and is a predicted model, not a curated record. The transcript has 4 exons. Gene Ontology annotation, molecular function: chitosanase activity. NCBI's taxonomy places the organism in Eukaryota, Fungi, Basidiomycota, Agaricomycetes, Agaricales, Mycenaceae.